CAUUGUUCUGCGCCCUCGCUUGUUUGGCUCUUUCAAUGAAACGUUUACCGCAUAACUAAACUUUUGGACAUCAUAAAGAUGCCUCUGCCUCCAGCUUUACUUGCACGCCUCGCUAAAAGAGGGAUCGUCAAACAGUCCGACCACGAGGCAGAAGAGGAGAUCAUUGCCGAAGACUAUGAUGAUAACAACGUUGAUUAUGAAGCUACCAGGCUUGAAAAUUUGCCAACGAAUUGGUACAAAGUUUUAGACCCCGCUUGCGGACUUCCUUACUACUGGAAUAUAGAGACAGAUUUAGUGUCCUGGUUGUCCCCCAAUGACCCUACUGCUGUCAUCACCAAAGCUGCUAAGAAGCAGAAAGGUGAGACUGGACAUGACAAAGCAGACAGUCACUAUGAGAAGGCGGAGAGAGACAGGGAUCGAGACCGAGAGAGGGACAGAGACAAGGAGGACGGAUGGGACAGAGAUAGAGACCGAGAUAGGGAUCGAGACCGGGACAGGGACAGGGACCGUGACAGAAGGAUGCGGAGAGAUGACAGUGCACCAUAUAGCAAAUCAAAGAGAGGAGGACCAGGAGGAGGUCGGAAACAGCAGCAGGAGGAAAUGGAUCCCAUGGAUCCCAGCGCCUAUUCAGAUGCUCCAAGGUAAUGACCAGCUAGUUUAC
Messenger RNA from Sinocyclocheilus rhinocerous, 661 nucleotides. RefSeq names its product polyglutamine binding protein 1 (gene pqbp1). The record is from RefSeq and is a predicted model, not a curated record. Gene Ontology annotation, cellular component: cytoplasm; nuclear body. Lineage: Eukaryota; Metazoa; Chordata; Actinopteri; Cypriniformes; Cyprinidae. Gene Ontology annotation, molecular function: ribonucleoprotein complex binding; protein binding. Bases 79 to 645 code for a protein of 188 amino acids. The transcript has 6 exons. Gene Ontology annotation, biological process: alternative mRNA splicing, via spliceosome.